AUACUAAAGUGCAUAUAAACACCUCCCACUUUGUUUAAGACGAAGAAGAAGAAAAAGAAGCGAAGGGGAGCGAAGCGAAACGUAUCAUCCAUCUUCGGGGCAAGCAGCAGCUAUCUAACGAGAGACUAGAGAAGAAAUAAACAUCGGCCAUCAUGGGAGCCGUGCUGGGAUUGUGCUCCAUGGCGAGCUGGAUCCCAUGCCUGUGCGGCAGCGCCCCCUGCCUGCUGUGUCGAUGCUGCCCCAGCGGAAAUAACUCCACCGUGACUCGCCUCAUCUACGCCUUCUUCCUGCUGAUGGGAGUGGGGAUCGCCUGUAUUAUGUUGAUGCCAGGCAUGGAGGGGCAUCUUAAGAAGAUUCCAGGUUUCUGUGAAGGUGGGAUGGGCUCGUCUAUUCCUGGCGUGGAGGGUCACGUGAACUGCGACGUUCUGGUUGGCUACAAGGCCGUGUACCGCGUUUGCUUCGGCAUGGCCAUGUUCUUCCUGCUCUUCUCUCUGCUCAUGAUCAAAGUCAAGAGCAGCCAGGACCCCCGAGCUGCGCUGCACAACGGAUUUUGGUUCUUUAAGUUUGCUGCAGCUGCUGCCAUAACAAUUGGAUCAUUUUUCAUCACAGAAGGUCCCUUCACUACUGUGUGGUUCUACGUCGGCAUGGCUGGAGCCUUCUGCUUCAUCCUCAUCCAGCUGGUUCUACUCAUUGACUUUGCUCAUUCCUGGAAUGAGUCCUGGGUGGAGAAGAUGGAGGAGGGCAACUCUCGCUGCUGGUACGCAGCUCUGCUGUCGGUCACCACAAUCAACUACCUGUUGUCUCUGGUGUCUCUGGUCACGUUCUACGUCUACUACACCCACUCGGAUGGUUGCACUGAAAACAAGGUGUUCAUCAGCAUUAACAUGCUCCUGUGCCUCGCCGCCUCGGUCCUGUCCAUCCUGCCUCAGAUCCAGGAGUCCCAGCCCAGGUCUGGCCUGCUGCAGUCCUCCCUGGUUACCCUGUACACCAUGUACCUGACCUGGUCGGCCAUGACCAACGAGCCUGACAGGAAAUGUAACCCGAGCCUUCUGGGUAUUAUCGGGCUGAACAGCACCAGUCCUGCAGGCCAGGACCAUGUGGUUCAGUGGUGGGAUGCCCAGGGGAUUGUGGGAUUGAUCCUCUUCCUCAUGUGUGUCCUGUACUCCAGUAUUCGUAAUUCGUCCAACGCGCAGGUGAACAAGCUGACCCUGACCAGUGACGAGUCGGCUCUGAUCGAGGACGGGCCUCAGGGGGACAGCUUCGAGGAGGGCGGCGGCGUCAGCAGGGCUGUGGACAACGAGAAGGACGGCGUCACCUACUCGUACUCCUUCUUCCACUUCAUGCUGUUCCUGGCGUCGCUCUACAUCAUGAUGACGCUCACCAACUGGUACAGCCCCGACUCCAACUACGAAGCCAUGACCAGCAAGUGGCCGUCGGUGUGGGUGAAGAUCUCCUCCAGCUGGAUCUGCAUCGCCCUCUACGUGUGGACGCUGGUGGCCCCGCUGGUCCUGGUUAACCGGGACUUUGACUGAACCCCACCGUCACACUGCUCACCCGCCCCCCCCCCACCAUGCUCCACUUCACCUGUGUUUUUGUUUCAGCAGAAGUCAGUAGGACAGUAGGUCGCUAACCCUGCGUCAGUUCCAGCUGGACGGGGGCUGCGCUCACGCUGGCCGACCCAGGACUCUCUCCCUCCCUCCCUCUCUCUCUCCCUCCAGCGUCUUCGCCGCAAGGCCGAUGAAUUGAGAGUCCUGGUCCCAGCUCUGACCGCAGCCCAGGGCUCCGCUGGCGUCAUGUCUUUGUAAAACCCUGAGCAGCCUGUUGUCGUGGUCCCCCCCCCUGCCGUCGCCAUUGUAAAUAUAUAUCCUGUGUAUUCCUAGUGGAUGAUUUUAGGGCGCUUUCACACCCAUGGUUUGGUGGACGCGGUGUGAUUCGGGACUGAAGUUGCACCACGAUCUCGGGUCUUCUGUUUUUGUGUUUCUGAUAUUUUAGAAGAAGGCGAGGAAUGUGAGCAGCUGACAGACGGCGAGUUAAGGAGAGUGAGAGCGAGAUGAUGUCACACAGACAAGGCUUAUGGAUCUGAAAGUUACCAACCCCCUAAAUCAAAUACAAGUCCGUGAAUCGUGUGAAGGUUGAAAUAGCGGGCUAGGAAACGCUCCGUUUUAGUGCACUUGCUGGAUUUGGGUUGGAUCGCGGUUCUCGCCUAAAGCGACCCGAACUCUAGAGGACUCCGAAGCGAACCGAGACCCCCGUUUUUUUUUCUCGUUUUUUUUUUUUUUAAGGGCGCUCGUUAGUUUUUGUUUGAUCCGCACCAUUCGGGGGGGGGGGGGGGGGGGGGGGGGGCUUUUCACACCGGCCCAACCCAACCAGGCAGGUGUGAAGGCGCCCUUAGCUUACUCUAUAAAAACAGAGCUGCAUGCUUUUCCUUUUUCUUUUUUUAAAACCUGAUGUGACGUUAACAGUAGCUGUAUCUGAAGCUUUUAUUAGGCCGACGAUGGGAACUCUGACUGCAGUAUUACAUAUUGAAAUGCCGUUACAUAGAAAUGAACUGCUUAUUGUGCUGCUGCUGUUUUAUAAGCAGGACUCCGGCUGUGUCACCGAGACGACAGCGGCUCAUUGUAGUCCACUAAAGUGAACCAUCACCAGGCGUGUGUUUUUAUUCUAGUCACGUGUUAAAGCUCUACCAGCUGUGGGUCCUCUGCAGCUUGCACGCUCCUCAGCACAUACGCGACAAAGGCAUUCCUGUUUUUGUUGUUUCUUGAUUUGCGUCGAAUCGUUUUGACUUUAAAUGUAAAAUAUUGAAAUUGAUUGUUUGAAAGACUUCUAGAUAAGUUAUUUGCUAGUGUUUGGCAUGUACUGUAGUUCCUCACACAUACAUGAUUGUCUCACUUGUGCUUUUAUCCUAACAAUUGUUUUUUUUCUUGAUAUGUAAAAGUAUAUUGUAACUCGUUUAAUAAAACUGACCGAAAAGAA
Etheostoma spectabile (orangethroat darter) is the source of this 2973-nucleotide messenger RNA. It is a transcript of the gene serinc1, whose product is annotated as serine incorporator 1. NCBI's taxonomy places the organism in Eukaryota, Metazoa, Chordata, Actinopteri, Perciformes, Percidae. Gene Ontology annotation, cellular component: membrane. Bases 153 to 1532 code for a protein of 459 amino acids. The transcript is spliced from 10 exons. The record is from RefSeq and is a predicted model, not a curated record.